Bacidia gigantensis is the source of this 1197-nucleotide messenger RNA. RefSeq lists its product as uncharacterized. The transcript has 4 exons. Lineage: Eukaryota; Fungi; Ascomycota; Lecanoromycetes; Lecanorales; Ramalinaceae. Bases 1 to 1197 code for a protein of 398 amino acids. The record is from RefSeq and is a predicted model, not a curated record.
AUGAACCAGAGUCGCAAACGUUACAGACUUUUCAAAUCUCGAAAUAUGUACUGCAACGAGGAGAUCAUGGCGCAGAAUGUGCUCACUACAGAGGAAUUUCUCUCAGGUAUCGACAGUGUCAUCUGCAGUAUCUGCCGUGGUAGAUACUUGACAGGUGCCCACGGAGAAGCCAAACAUGAACCGCCCCUGACACUCCAUUGUGGUCACACAUUUGGCGCAAAAUGCCUUUCGAAAUGGGUGAGCGGCACAGGCAAUGGAAAUUCCUGCCCGACCUGCCGAGGGCUGACCUACAAGAAGAAGAAAGAAAAACGACUCUGGGAUAGAGAUAUCGAAGCCGUCGUGAUAGCUUACAGCGAUAUGUCCCGAGGAGCACAGUGGAAGCCCAAGGAUAAGAUGUUGAAGCUAAUCGAACAUAAACGGGUCGUCUGGGCGCUCGUCCGUGCUUUCUCGGGAGAAAAGCAAAUGCUUAGUAGGAGAGCAAUGAAGGCUUGUAUAUGCCAAUGUAUCUGGCUGUACUUGUUAAAUGAGAUGCGCAUAUACGUGCAGGAGGAUCGCGAUGUCACCGCGCACACGGCAUUACUUGAGGAAUUAGGUGACAUCACAAAGGAGCAAUCAGAACAGCUUACAAAACAGCUUUCUCAGGACGCCAGUGACAUGAUCAAGGGCAUCAUUCUACGUACCUCAGCACUUCAGAUACCGGCUGCAGACCGUCUGAGGUUAGCACGCAGGCUGAUCGACAACCCCAAACCCAACAGCACGACUGAUUUCAAGCGUCCUGAGAAUCAAAAUCUCCAUAUUGCCGGUCAAUCUGUGCCGAGACUUCUAGCCUUUCUUGGAAAAUGCAAAGGCUCAGAGUUCAUCUCAGACAGAUGGGAUAUCGACCUGAAUGUCUUAAUCGAAGCGGACACCCAAGUCUCCGAAUCCUGGAUCUUGGACAAGGGCCAAAAUUUCGGUCAGACAUAUGGCAAUGCAGAAAUGACCGGCAUGCUGGCGUCUUGGGGGUUGUCCGAGCCUGCAAUCUGGAAUGCCGAUGAAGAUUCCGAGGCAGAUAGCGUACUAAUGAUGACCAUGACAAAAAGCUCGGAUGAAACGUAUCAAAGGGGUAAAGGCGGGCUUUCCUAUGGAGGAGAUGUUAAGGGGGUCUAUGAUGCAUCGGUGCAUAAAGCCAAGAAGGAACCUGAAGCGUUGAAGGUAUGA